UAUGAGUUCUAAAGUUAAGAAUGUCUAUUUAAUAUUGCGUCUGCGUUUGGAAGAACUCAGAGUAGUGACUAUAAAGACUUUUUAGAUUGGAAUUAAUAUUUUACUUUUUGCAUCUCUUCGAGGUGAUUAAAAAGCAAAAAAUCAAAAUUCACUUUAACAAUAUGGUCUUACUUCUCAAAAAUAAUUACAAUAAGCUUAACAAAUCUCAUCUUCGCUUUACAAUCACAACUUUGGCAGUUUCUAUCCAGAAGUAAAUAAGUUUGAACUAAUUUGUAGUUUAUUAGAGCAUCUAUUACUUUAUAUUUAGUAGGAUUAGUGAUUAAUUUACUUCAUACUGAAAUAAUGAAUGUAAUUAAUAAGAAAUUCAUGUUGUAAAAAUGUAUUGGAACUAUAGUUAUAGUAUUCCUCCAUAUAUUGGAUUUAAUGAUUAUUAAUGAUUAUCUAAUAUUGAACUCAGAAUACAGUAAUCUAACUUAAGCAGUAUCAGAUAUAUAUGUAGAUUCAGUAAGAAAAUAGAAAGAUAUGAUUUAAUUGUUUGAAGCAGUCAUCAGAUAACUGGUUAACAUUAAUAGGUAUUCAAAUUAUAUCAAUUUUUUAGAUUUCUUUCAAUAUUUUUUUAAGCAUCAGCUUUAUGGGGAGAUGGAAUUAGAAAAUUAAUAAAAAAUAAAAGAAAAACAUGGGGAACAUCUGAUUCUUAAUUAUCAUCUCCUUAACCUUAAGAGAAGACUUAAUUAAAUCAUAUACCUCCAGUUAAUACUGUAAAUAAUAAUAAGAUGAAGGGUUAAAAGAAAGAAAUUGUUCAACAUUCUGGAAAAAAGAAGAAAACAAUAUAGUAAUAAUAAUAAAUAGAAAAAUCAACUGAAGAAAGAGGUCAAUCAAUUGAAAAAAGAAAGAAAAAGAUUUUGGAUAAAAAGCCAUCAAAAUUAUCACCAAAAUAAUAUGAAUAAUAAAUAGAAACUAAAAUAGAGGAAUCUUAAUAAUUAGCACUUUCUAAAUAGGUAUCAUAAAUUCAAAAAGAUGAAUAAAAUAAUUCCACUUAAGCUGGUUCUAAUGGUAAUAAAUCUUUGUUUGAUCAUAAGAUUAAAUCAAAUAGAAGUGAAUCACUUCCAUCUAAACUAUGUUCUUAGAUUGAAAUAUCUUAAAAAUAUUUGAGAUAUUCUUCCUAAAGUUAAAAGAAACAUAUAGAAUAAAAAAAAUAAAUAAGGCCUAUUUAUGAUAAACUGUAUAAAUUCAAUUUAUAAACCAAUGUUGAUAAAUAUGAAAUUAAAGUACAUAGUAUAAUUGAAAUGAAUAAUUCAAUUAAUAAAAUUGCAUAAGAGAAUUCUUGGAAUUCAUUCUUAACAAUUAAUGUAAAAUUAAAUUAUUGGAAAGAAGCUUAUCAAUAAAUGCAAACUUAAGAAAUUAAAGAAGAAUUGUAAAAAGUAAUUGCAUAAUAUGCAUUAUAUUUAAUGAAUUAACAUGCUUAAAAUUAAGAAAUAGUAUAAUGA
Paramecium pentaurelia is the source of this 1487-nucleotide messenger RNA. The record is from the annotation of a GenBank genome assembly. NCBI's taxonomy places the organism in Eukaryota, Ciliophora, Oligohymenophorea, Peniculida, Parameciidae.